This is a messenger RNA of Actinia tenebrosa (Australian red waratah sea anemone), 1108 nucleotides long. RefSeq lists its product as uncharacterized. Lineage: Eukaryota; Metazoa; Cnidaria; Anthozoa; Actiniaria; Actiniidae. The record is from RefSeq and is a predicted model, not a curated record.
CACUAAUCCAAUAUGGCGGCCGAACUGAACGAAGUUUGUGUAAAAAAUGAGUGAUUCAGCUACAAAAUGGAAAAAAUUAUGGCAAUAAUCGCUAUUUCGUUAGGAAAGAAAGCCACAGUUUAUGCUGUAGGAAGAUAUUAUGGUUUCCCAAGGUUGUACAGACGACUAGUAGAAUUUAACAGACGUGUCUGUGCUGAUAGACAAGUUAUGAGAAGACGACAAGAAAUUGUAAAAAAUAUUUUUAGGUUUCCAAAUAAAAUAAUUGCACUAUUCAGACAGAAAAAGAAAACUACAUGACAUUAGGACCUCAACACUGCAAGACCUAAACAUUGUUACCAGUGAAACUUUAUAUUCAAAACUAAUAGUGUAAAAUAAUAAUGGUGAAGAAUAGUAUGGACAUGAAAAAAACAGUUCCUAACCAUUAUGUCACAAUUAAGGGAAAAUUAGUUCUCAUUUGUGUGGGAUGUUUUUUGGGUGUAAGUGAAUUUUAUAUUAUUUAUCCUAAAAUGAUUGUACAAUUUAAAACAAUAUAUUGCAAAGAAAAUCCUGUGAUUUCUAUAUUUUAAAUUUAAUUUUGAUAACAGAAAACACUUCCACUUCAGUCACAAAGUUCUAAGCUACUGUAUUGCUGGAAUGAAUUGAAAAUGCAGUAUUUAUUUUAAGAUUUCAACAGGGCUUUCAGAAUGUUUUGGAGUAAUCUUAAGUCUGAAUUAGCUGGCUGUGAUCAGAUAGAUUAAUGAUAAUUUUUUUAUACAAAAGAAAAAGUAGUCUGCAGUUAACUUUGAAGCAACUGCUGGAGCUCCGACAGCCACCAGCUUAUUAUGAAAGCCCUGUUCAAGAUAAAUCAUAAAAUUUAAAAAUCAGUGCAAAAUAUAUGUUAGGCUACCUGUGGUAUGAGUUGAGCUCAGUAAAAGACUAGUGACUUGGAAGAACUUGUGAACUAUGUGAACUUCAAGCUUUAGGAUACAAGGAAUUUUAGAACUAAAAUUUCUUCAAGAGAAUCAAAGACUAAAAAGAAAACAGUCUGAUCUGCCAUUGAACUGCUUGUAUCAACUUAUAAUGUGAAAUGAUAAUAUAUUUAUUGAUUUAAUAAAAAUAGUGACUUCAA